This is a messenger RNA of Angiostrongylus costaricensis, 1806 nucleotides long. The record is from the annotation of a GenBank genome assembly. Lineage: Eukaryota; Metazoa; Nematoda; Chromadorea; Rhabditida; Metastrongylidae.
UGUGUAAGUGUUAUUGAAGCGUUUGGCCUAGUAGAUUGUAUAUCAGUAUACCCUUCCAGGCGAUACUGCCGAAACGUCAUAAAUGUAUGCUGUUUAAAAACCUCGCGAUUGCUGAACAAGAAAACGACACAUUCAUAUUCCAAUGCCGAGGUUAAGAGAAAGUCGAUCCUGGGAACUAUUACAAGAAUUGAUAUAGUUGCAUAUUUCAAUGAGGUCUCUCAAUACUGGGAACUCUGUCCUUUAUUGUUUGUCCCGAUGCCUAAGGCGACAGUGGAUCGUUCUCGAAUUCGGCUGGGCUACUACGUUUUCACGACGUUCGGCAAGUUGUUGGAUGACAGUGACGGGAAAACGAUUGUGAAUAGCCAUGUGAUUGGAGCAUCAGUCGAUGACGCGACUAUACGCUUACGUCUUCCCGAUGAUCAACCAGUUACCUUCACCUUCUAUCACCUAAGAAGAGAUGGCGUCAGUAAUCCUAGAUGUGUUUAUUGGGAUUUAAACGUAAAAAAAUGGAGUACAAACGGUUGUGAAAUCAUUUCAACGAAUAAUGAAACUACGAAGUGUGCGUGCAACCAUCUCACAAGUUUCGCCAUACUAAUGGAUGUCUCCGGUAAGGUGUCCCAAUAUUCGGGCGCCAUUGCUUCGGCUCUGGACGUUGUGUCGAUCAUAGGCUGCUCACUUUCUAUUGUAUGUCUAACUAUGUCGCUAUUUGUGUUCACGUUUUUCAGUUCGCUCUACAGUGUUCGAAAUGCAAUUCAUCGUAAUCUUUGCUUGACUCUCAUAUUUUCGGAGCUGAUAUUUGUAAUGGGAAUCGAUCGUACCCAGAGCCAUGUGGGUUGUUCCAUCGUUGCUUUACUACUACACUACUUUUUUCUAGUCGCGUUUUGCUGGAUGCUUCUCGAAGGCUAUCAACUUUACUUAAUGCUCAUUCAGGUUUUCGAGCCGGACAAAACUCGAAUGCUCCUUUACUACAUGUUCUCGUACGGUCUUCCAGCUGUUGUCGUAGCAGUGUCAGCCGGUGUCGCCUGGCACAACUAUGGCACUAACGAGUAUUGCUGGAUUAACACCUCUACACCUACUCUAUGGGCUUUCAUUGGACCUGUUGCAGUUGUUAUUGUGAUAAAUGUGAUCUUUCUGGCAGUCGCAUUGAAGGUGGUACUUUCGGUGAAAAGCCGUGAUCGUAACAGAAGUGAUCGUGUCGUUGGUUGGCUGAAGGGUUCUGCAACUCUUCUUUGUCUUCUUGGUGUAACUUGGAUUUUCGGAUUUCUAACAGUGGUUAAUGCUACGGGCGGUGUAGUUUUCGCAUGGAUUUUCACCAUUUUGAACUGUUCGCAGGGAGUAUUUAUCUUUAUUCUACACGUAGUAAUGAACGAGAAAGUUUCCAUCGUAAACUUGAUGUUUAAUAGCGGUUAUGACUUUAUUUUUUUGGAACUUGUGAAUCAACUUGGUUCUAUCUUCAGAGAAUGCAUCAGUAGUCGUCAUCGAAUCAUGAAUAUCGUAAAGGCGAACUAUCACAGUGGCAGCACUCCAGACACCGCAAGUACGGACGAUAAAGAAAAGCAGCUUACACCUAUUAGUAAGAUUUUACGAUUUUUUGUUAAUUCUUCUCUAUUCCACAACAUUGAGUGUGUUCGGUCCAAAAUAAUGCCAAGGAGAGGGGGGAAGUUGUUUUUUGAUUUCAGUAGCUCGCAAAUGAGUGCACAUAGGGAAUCGGUGGAGAAGCAUGCGCCAGUGAAGCGAAAAAAGUUCCCACUCGGAGCAAGCGAAUACGAGAGAGGUUCUAAGCAUGUAAUAGUGGAACGCUUUUAG